UAGUUACGAAUUAACUCCCCUUUUCAGCGAAGAAUGGAGUGAUGGCGAUCUUCAGUGUUUACAUCAUCAACAAAGCCGGUGGUUUGAUAUACCAAUAUGACCACUCCGGAGCCAGACCCGAGGUGGAGAAGACAUUCAGUUACCCUAUUGAACUGGUGCUCAAGAUUCACGACGAGAAACUUGUAGUGGCAUUUGGAGAAAGAGAUGGAAUUAAAGUUGGACACACUUUACUGUCAGUAAAUGGUGUCCCAGCAGAGGGGCGCUUUUUGAAGAGUGAUGGUCGGGACAUCAUGGAUAUCAUUGCUGCAGAAGAAAAUUACCCAAUUAGUCUCAAGUUUGGACGUACAAAACUGACUACAAAUGAGAGAAUCAUGUUAGCCAGUAUGUUUCACUCACUGUUUGCUAUAGGAUCACAACUGUCCCCUGAACCAAGGAGCUCUGGUAUAGAAGUACUUGAGACGGAUACUUUCAAACUCCACUGUUUCCAAACCAUGACAGGCAUCAAGUUCAUCAUUUUGGCUGACCCGCGGCAGAUGGCCGUGGACGUGUUACUUAAAAAGCUGUAUGAAGUCUACUCCGAUUUUGCUCUCAAGAACCCAUUUUACUCCUUAGACAUGCCAAUAAGAUGUGACCUGUUUGACACCAAUCUUCAACAGGCGAUAGAGCAAUCGGAGAGACUGGGUAUCAGUAAUAUAUGAUCUGGGUUGAUAUACACUCAUCUUCAUCUGGACUCAAACACUUCAGAAUCUACAGUAAUACCUGCCAGAGGCUUACGAAUCUACAGUAAUACCUGACAGAGGCUUACUGAAUGUUUCCGGAUGUUCAGUUCUGUACAUGUACUUACCUGAAAUCCAUGGGUUCAACUCUCUGUACAUAUAUUUUCUCUGUGAUCCUGGAAUAUGUCAGGACAAAAUUGAAGGCAAACAAAGAGCUAUUUGAUUGGUUCCAGGUAAAAAACACCUGAAAAAUCCCUAGUUAGCCUGAUACCGUUCCUUUGAAGAUUACAGAGGAGCUGCAUCCAACUUCAAAGCCAGUUAACUUGAUUGUUUGGCUGCUUCACAAUUCCUUUUGAUGUUUAUCAAAGACAUCAUCCACAAGGUGUCAAUUUGGUUUGGUUUUGUUAUAUUUUGUUUAACAUCCUAUUAACAGCUAAGGUCAUUUAAGGACGUGCCUCCAUGU
Messenger RNA from Mizuhopecten yessoensis (Yesso scallop), 1179 nucleotides. Its product is annotated as trafficking protein particle complex subunit 4-like. Bases 42 to 698 code for a protein of 218 amino acids. Gene Ontology annotation, biological process: endoplasmic reticulum to Golgi vesicle-mediated transport. The transcript has 5 exons. Gene Ontology annotation, cellular component: TRAPP complex. The record is from RefSeq and is a predicted model, not a curated record. Lineage: Eukaryota; Metazoa; Mollusca; Bivalvia; Pectinida; Pectinidae.